This is a messenger RNA of Acinonyx jubatus (cheetah), 4224 nucleotides long. RefSeq names its product translation initiation factor IF-2-like. The transcript is spliced from 3 exons. The coding region runs from base 1591 to 2610 and encodes 339 amino acids. The record is from RefSeq and is a predicted model, not a curated record. Lineage: Eukaryota; Metazoa; Chordata; Mammalia; Carnivora; Felidae.
CGUGGGAUAGAGAGCCAAGCCCAGAGUCUCAGGGCUCCUAGGUGGCAAUCCUGGGUCACACUAGGGAGAGCAGCAAACCAGCUCCCGUCAGUAACAGCUGUCAUGUUCUGAGUACCUACUCUGUGCGAGUUGCUCUAAAAGCUUUUAGGAAUCACUUCGAGGAAUCAUCACAACCUGGGAGGUGGGCACUGUACGGUCCCUCGCAUCCAGAUGCUCAGGCUUCAGUGGGGCCCGAGCUGGGAUUCACCACCAGAACAGCCUGCUUCGGAAGCCCUGGGUCUCAGCACAAGCUACUACCCUCUGGACAGCGGUGGAGUUUUCUCUCUCUGCUCCCAGCCUCCUUCUGUGUCUUCAUUUCCUCCUAAAAGAAGGAGAGGGCUAAUUAUGAUGCCAAGUCGGCCAUGGCGGACCUGAAGUCUACUGGACAUCAGACAGAAGCUUCCUCUUCGGGGCUGGGGGCCCCUCGCCCACAUGUAGAAAGGAGGAGGGAGGAGGGAGGAAGGAACGUCACCCAACGCCCCUCACUCUCUCCUUAGCUCUUUGGAGGCCAAGUGGCCAGAACCCCUCAGCCAGCACAAGGCCACCUUGGGGACCAGGCUGGCUAGGGACAGGGAGAAGGGGGACGGUAGGAGGUUUGAAGCAGCAUUCCUGCUUCCUAGCACACUGGCUCCCUACGUUCCCAUCUGGUCAGCCUGGACGCUGCAAGACUGAGUCCACCCCAUACAAAAACAAAAGCCGAUCGUUUCCAUUAUAGAAAACCCCUGAGACUGCGGGCUGCUCUGCCUUCCCUCUUGGCCAGUGUGCCCAAGGCAGGGGCCAGGAAAAUGACAGCUGUCCUGCCCAGGGGAGAGAAGUCCCAGAGUCCUUGGCCUGGGCCCUCUCUGGGGCCAUACCCUGCAGAGCAGCCCAGAGGGCCUGGCGCCCACUUACACCCCCCUGUCUGCAGGGAGCCCUGCCAGAUGGGAGGCUUUGGCUCACGGCCUCUGCCCCAGCUCUGCAGGCCCUGUGACCUGUCCUCCUGGGACCCCCUGGCCUGUCCAAUUGAGGUGACCCUUCCCCCUUCCCAGCAGAAACCCAGACCUCUGACCCUUAUUCAAAACAAACCAAACAAAAUGUGGAAAGAAAAAAAAUCCCCCACAAACAGCCUCAGAGAUGAUCGUGUGUCUGCCCCAACACACACACACACACACACACACACACGCACACGCACGCACACACACGCACGCCCCAGCCUUAGCCAUGCAAGGCUGCAGCCAGGCGUUCACAUAAACAAGUUGUUGGAGAGUGCUUUUGUUUAUGAAACAUUUAGGUUUCCCUCAACUUCCUUGAAGGGGAGGGGGUGGGCUGUUUCCUAGUUCUCUGUCGACCAGGGAAUGGAGAGGGAGCCCGGGGUUUGGCGGGAUUUCAUUUCUCCCUCGGUGCUUGCUGCCAGGUAGAAUCUGGGGGAGCGUGUGCAAAAAAGGACCGGAAAACACAAGGGGGGGGGUCCCUCACCCCCGCGGGGAGGUCAGCACGUGGGCCUGGCCGGACCGCCCCAGGCCCGGGCUCCCUUCGGAGGCCCGGCUGAGAACACAGUGGGGACGGUGACUGAUGCGCCCCGGCCACCUCCCUCGACUCCCACCUCCGGCGCCCGGGAAACCAACGAAUCGGCCAGGAACAAAGGCGGGGCUGCCUCCCCAAAGCGGGCGACAAACAGUUUUGCUUUUUUUUUUUUUUCUUCCCUCCACACCCCCCCCCCCCCCCCCAACGACCCUAGCGCGCAGCCUGGCAGGUUUGGAGUCCGGGCGGCACCGGGGUUGCGGCGGGUACCGCCGCGACGCCCGCGCGGGGCAGGCCCCGGGGCGCAUGCGCGGGCCGGGGCGCAGGAGGCCGCGGCCGCCCGCGCAGCCUCGCUCGAGCCGGUCUCCGUGGCAACGGGCUCGCGGGGGGGAGGGGCCGGGCGGCGUGGGCUGCGGCGGCUGCUAUUUCUGCCGCUUCCUGUUCCUCGCGGCCACGUCGCCAUGGCAACGGUGUUACUCACCGCGGCCGCUUCCCGGCUCGGCUGGCGCGCGUGACCCCGGCCGCCCGCGCCCCCUCGUCUCUCACUCGCUGCGCUGCAGCUCUCCACCCCCCACCCCACCCCACCCCGGCGGCGUCCUCCUCCGGCACCCCGGUCCGUCCAGCGCGCCCCGGCGCCCGAUCCUUCCCCUGCUCCCCGCCCCUCUCCGCCGGUGCCCGCGGCUCGGGGGGCGGGUGGGAGGGCGGCAGAUUGAUGGGGGACGCUUAUUAAAAAACAUUGUAACCGUUUCCGUUUUUAUUACGUGGACAAGGGAGCGUUAUUUACUGUUAUUGUUUGCCGAGCUGGCCGCGCCCGAGCGCGGGCGGCCUCCCGGGAGCUCACCUUUCGGCGGGCCCGGGGAAGUCGCGGGUGGUGGGGGCGGGAGGCGGGGGCUGGCGAGGGGCCGCCCCGGGCGGACGCGGCCCCCCGGGGGGCCUGCCCCUCGCCCCUUCCCCCCCCACCCCUCCAGCCAGCCUCGGCCGACCCCCGCCGCGGCGCGUGUGCGUGCGCGCGCGGGGAGAGACUGCAGAGGCCGGGGACUCGUGCUGAAGGAGAGAGGCAACAAAAAAUAAAAAAAGGAACAGAUGACUUCAUUCCCGGGAAGGCUCCGUCCUACGUGGACCAAUUUCCUGGGGACUGUGGUGGAACAGCUCCGCUGCCGUUGGAAGCACUUAAAACUAAACCAGAAAAAAGACCAGAAAAUUCUUCAGCAUUGCCUGAACCCAGCGAGGGCAGACCCUUGCAGGGACAAAACCCGGCAGAGGCUGGUGAAGGAAAGCCAGUGGCUGGACUGGAAGCCUUGGAAUAGGGCGAGGCUCAGCUGGAGGCCCAGUAAGGGAAGAUUAACUCGGCGGGUCUAAGCUCUGGCUGGCCCGGCUCCUGCUCACCCCACUGGAGCCUUCAGCUGGGGGUGAGGGGGGUUGUGGAAGAUGCGGGCCGUCUGUCCGUUGGGAUCUGAUGGGCCUGGAGGAUGCCCCCCCCCCGCCCGCAAGCCCCUGCUGGGAUGCUAAUCUCAUCCUGCUAAUUAAAGUUUGCAGUUCUGUCCCUAACUCAGCUCCCCACUCUUGAACAGUAUUAGCUGAGUUGCAAACAAUUGCUGGUCCAGACAGAAGCUAGAGGAAAAAGGCCUCUGGAGUUCACGUUCUAAAGAUAAAAAACGGAUUUGAAAAAUGUUUAUGCUUAUAAACAAACGACUCCUAAUGAACAGAGCGAGUUUUGGAAACUGAAUCUUAAGAAACACCCCCCCCCCCCCCCGCCGCCCCAGCCUGUUUUGUGGUGGUUUCCCCCACCACCUCCCCUCCCCGACCCCCGUUCCAAGGACACGAGGCUUGGGAUUUGGUGGAUUUGGUCACUGCCGCCCCUCUUGGUCUCUUGGCCUCAGAUGAUCAACCAGCGCUCCCCCAGGCCCAGGAUCGCCUCUCCAGGCCGUCUGGAGUCUAAAGCGACAAGCCAGUUCCCCACUAAGACCUGUGGGUCUGGGGCGCCACAGCAAGGUAAAGUUAUCUUCAGCUCUGUCCCAGCGUCCACCAGUUUGGAGCUGCAGGAGUCCUCCCUUGAGCGCAUGAAUCAGAAGUCGGGCUCCCAGAAAAGAGAAUACCCCACCCCCCGUCCUUCCCCAGUCCUUUGCUGCCAGUGCUGUGAUAGGGGAAGGCAGGACCGCCCUCCACUCCUCCCCAUGGGCUGGCCUUCCAAGCAAAACUCAUCUCUGGGAGCAGGUUUAGAGUUUAGCUGAUGUGAAAGUCCUGCCCCUGGGCAGUGUUUGAAUAGGACUGAAACGACAGAUGACAGCCAGCGCCGUCCAGAACUAGGAGGACGUUGGAGAGGAUGCAGACCAACCGCUCCUGCUUCCCUAUCUUACAGGUGGGGCCUCAGUGCCAUCGCGAGUGUCCUCAUAUGAGACAGAAGAGAAGGCAGGGUCGACACCAAAGGGGGGAAGGCCAACUGAGAGGCAGAGAGGGCAACGCCUGGAGCCACCGGAAACUGGAAGAAUCGAGGAAGGAUUCUUCCCUGAGUGUCGCAACGGGACAUGGUGCCGCUGGCACGUUGAUUUGGGCCUUCUGGCUUCCGGAACUCUGAGAUUAAUCUUGUCAGCCACCAAGUGUGUGGCCAUUAGUUCUGCAGCCACAGGAAGCCCAUACGGCGGUGAUGCUGGCUGUGAUGCCGGGGUGGAGGCCGUGGGAGCGGUG